Molecule: messenger RNA, 1515 nt
Organism: Vittaforma corneae ATCC 50505
Lineage: Eukaryota; Fungi; Microsporidia; Nosematidae
Exons: 1
Coding region: 1-1515 (504 amino acids)
Source: RefSeq, a predicted model, not a curated record
AUGAGUGGUGGGAAGGUUACUAAAAAGCUAAAAAGUUUUGCAGAAUUAGAACAAAUCUAUAGCAAUAUGCAAACACUAUUAGAGAAGAAAAUGGAUCAGCUUGAAGAAAUUCGCUUUGUUGAAACUCAAAAGACGAUGCUAAGUUCUCUUAAAAAUCAGAUUGAUGAGCUAAACAAAGACAUUGUGAGAAGACAGUCCAAUAUUGACAUGGAAGAAUACAAGGUUUUGGAAAAUAACAUUUCUAAGUUGAGAAAUGAAAUUAAAGAGCUUGAAAAUAUUAAACUACCACCAAGAGUGAUGGAAUUAAAAGCAGAUAUUCAGCUGAUUAACGAGAAAAUUGAUUAUUUGCAAAAAAUCAACCAGGAAAUCAAAAUUAAGCUUUCGUUCGAACCCCAAAAUAACAUCUCUACUCUUGAAAAAGAGUAUGCAAGGUUACAAAAAGAGUACGAUGCUUUGGAGGCUGAGUUACUGCCAGACGUACAUAUUCUGAGUACGCUUGAAGAAGAAUACAAUGCUGCUCUUAAAGUGCAUAGCAUGAUUCAGGAUCAGAUUAAUCAGAUUAGAACUGAUAUGGGUAGUGACUAUCAUCAAGAAGCUGAGUACAAGGCCAAAAUUGAAGAAAUUGCAGAAGCCCUCAAGGAUGUGUCCAAAGUUAAGGAAAAUUGUAGGACAAAGAGGCAAGAGCUUAUAAAUGAAUAUGCUAUGACUAAUAAUUUACUCUUAAUGAUUGAUCCGGAAAGGAUACUGAGGCUUGAUGACAGUAUUGGAUUUAUUGAUGAAAUGAAUGAUGUUGAGCUUAAACAAAAAAGCAGGGAGAUGAUUGAGGAGUUGAAUAGCAAGGAAGCUGUUAACUUUAAAAAACUAAAAGAAAGUAUAAAAUCAGAUCAAGAUUUCUCUGCUGAGGAAGACCUAGAAAUUUACAGGGUUAUCUUUUCUGAAUAUGAAUCUGCAAAGAAACUCUAUGACGAACUGAAAGCUUCUUGCGAUUUUGUUGGAUCCAAACUUGAUCAAAUGAAAGUUGAGCUUGAGAAUUUAAACUCAGAACGAUUGACUAAGUUCAUGGAUGGGUUUAAUACAAUCAACAAGAACAUCAAGGAAAUCUUCAGCUUGAUUACUUUUGGUGGCAAUGCAGAACUUGACCUUCUUGAUUAUCUAAAUCCAUUUAGGGAUGGAAUUGUUCUGAGUAUAAUGCCCCCAAAAAAGUCGUGGAAACAGAUUUCAAAUUUGAGCGGAGGAGAAAAAACGCUCAGCUCGCUUGCUUUGAUCUUUGCUCUUCACAAGUAUAAACCCAGUUCGCUUUACAUUAUGGACGAGAUUGAUGCAGCUCUUGAUUUUAAGAAUGUGAGUAUUAUUUCUCAAUACCUUUUGCAUGUUGAUGCCCAGUUUAUUAUUAUUAGCUUGAGGGAUGAUAUGUUUGAAAAGGCAAGAACAUUGGUGGGUGUUUAUAAAACCAAUGAUGUCUCAAAGGCAAUAACUGUCAAUUUGGACUCAUUUAUAUCUACAUCUAGCUAUUAA